Hyaloperonospora brassicae is the source of this 5274-nucleotide messenger RNA. The record is from the annotation of a GenBank genome assembly. NCBI's taxonomy places the organism in Eukaryota, Oomycota, Peronosporomycetes, Peronosporales, Peronosporaceae.
AUGGCGUCUCUAGGCGGCGUACGCGUCAAUAUCGUCGAGGCCCGCGGCAUCCUCGCGGCCGGCAGCAGCGGCAAGAGCGACGCGUACGUGACGAUGACACUGCUGGACUCGAAGGACGCCGAGAUCGCGGCCGGCGGCAGCUGCAAGACGAAAGUGGCGAAGAAGACGCUGACGCCGCAGUGGCACGAGACGUUCGUCGUGGGGGACAAACUCGACCUGCGCGUGGCGACGACGCUGCGGCUUCUGCUCCGCGACGCGGACGGCGCGUUCUACAGCGACGACGUGCUCGGCGUCGUGGACAUUCCCGUGUCGCUGCUCUUGGGGCUCGAGGGACCGCUGGACAACUGGUUCCAGCUGACAAAGCACGUCAAGAUGAAGACCGACUCGAGCGGAGAGCUGCACGUCGUGCUCGAGCGGCUGGCGGCCGGCGACGCAAUGGCGUCUCGUCGCGGCACGGGCGUCAACAUUGACCCGGGGCUCGAGACGAAGCUGCUGGUCGUGGCGAGCCACGAGCCACCCAACUUGCUCUACGUGACGCUCAAGGCGGGCAAAGACCUCCUCGGGAUGGACGACAACGGCACGACGAGUGACCCGGUCGUGUUUCUCACGUUCGACGGCCAGAAGCACGAGUCGACCAAGAAAGAGCGGACGCUGCGGCCGCAGUGGAACGAAAAGUUUGGGUUCUUCGCCCCGAGUUUGACGAAAACGCUGUCGAUUCUCGUGGAGGACUACGACAUUACGAUUAAUGACUUUAUGGGCAAAGCCGAAGUGCCGCUGAAGGGUCUGACGCCGCACGUCGAGAAGCAUGUGACCGUGGAACUGGGCGGCAAACGGGGCAAAAAGGACAAGUUGCAGCGCGGCGUCCUCUUGCUUACGCUGUUGUGGACCUACGCUGCAGACGCGCGUGACGUCGCAGCGAAGAAGAAGAAGUCGACGUUUUUGCCGUCGUUCGGGGCCCCUGACAAGGACUAUGACUCGGCCGAUGACGAUGGCGUGGAGAUCGAUGACAGCGCGGCGAACAAGAAGUCGGAAGAAGAGAUGAAGAAGGAGAGGGAAGAGAAGGCAGAGAAGCAGGCGGCGUUGAUGAGUGAGCUCAGCAGCUUUGAAAUCAAGUCUGGCGACUACAACGUGCAAGUGCAUGUCAUUGAAGCACGCGACCUGGUGCCAAAAGAUUCGACUGGCACGUCCGAUCCUGUUGUGUAUGCCGAAGUCUUUGGGGAGAAGCAACAAACUGCAGUGAAGAAGCAAGUCCUGAGCUGUUUCUGGGACGAUCUGCUCAUUUUUUCGUUCCGAAAUAUGGACAAGUCGGAAGUCGAGAUGGGGUACGUCCGGCUGAGCGUCAUGGAUGCUAAUACGCUCCAACGCGCAGAGCUGAUUGGCGGAGCGCAGUUUGACGUGUCCUACAUCUAUUCACAGACGAACCAUCAACUGGCGAACGUCUGGAUAGGCCUUACGGACAUUUCAAAUACAACUAACCAGGGCAUACAGGGAUACCUGCGAGCGUCCAUUUCGAUCAUCGGACCAGGGGACAAGCUGAUUCCGCCCCCUUCGCCGUUUGGUGAAGGCGCAGCUACAGACAUGAACAACGUCAUCAUGCCUCCAAGCGUUACUCAGCAGGUCCACUUUUUAGGAGCAACUAUCCACGUGGCUGAGCACUUGCCGCCCAUGGAUGUUGCUGUUGUCGGCAGAGGCGGUCUAGAUGCUUACGUAAAAGGAUCGAUCGCUGGUGGGGACGCAAUUCGGACUCGCGUGCGCACCAAAAAAGGUCGGCGCGACGAGCUUUGUCCACGCUUCAACGAGGAGCUGAUGCUGGUUAUUCGCGAGCCCUCUAUGGCUGAUUCCAUCCAACUUGGUGUCUUUGACUGGGAUCAAGUGGGAUCUGACGAACUGGUUGGAUACGUCUACCAGAGUGUGAAACUCGUGAAGGCAAUGGGUGGUAGAAUCGCACCAUUUUGGGCCAAUAUUUACGGAGCGCCCCUGCGUCUAAAGUCGGUUGGCAUUGGUGACUCCAUGAAGAAGCAGAUGAAUACGUAUCCCGAUAUUGCCAGCACGUACCGCGGUCGCCUGCUCAUUAGUCUCCGUAUCCUGACGAAUGACGGUAACGAGUUUGAUGAGACCAAUCAGAAGCGCAAUACGAAGCGUAUUCCGCGGGACUUGUACCCUCGAGAGCGCAUCUAUCGCAUCCGCGCUCACUUUGUGUGGGGCAGCGAAAUCCCAUCUUUCUUGAGCUCGAAGCGCCCCGGCCAGAAGUCCAAGAUGCAGUUGGUGAUGUCAUGUGGCCUAAACGAAGUCGCCUCUUCUCGAAGUCGUAAUAUGAACGGCGUGGUUGAAUGGAACAACAUGGAGGAGAGCGAAAAGAUGCUGCUUCCUGAAGACAUUUCUCAAGUGCCAGACAUUUUCUUGUACUUGUGCAAAGGAGAAGGCGACACUCGAAGGGCUGUGUGCUUUCGCCGUUAUACAGCAAAAGAGCUUCUAGAGGACCAUGGCGGAUUCGAUAGCCAAGUAGAGUGGAUCUCGAUGAAAGAAGACCAGGCGAUCGACGCACUCGAAAAUGAAACGUUUCCGGGCAACGUUUUGGUUCGCAUGGGCUUUGGAACAGAAGAAAUGGCGAUGCAGACAUCAUGGGAUCGUGCGGACCUGGAUGCAGUGAACAAGCGUAUUCCUUACCAGCUCCGCGCUCAUAUUUACCAGGGUCGCCGACUCCCACCUGCUGAUUCAAACGGACUUUUGGAUCCAUAUCUUGUUAUCCGAUGCAUGGGUGAAAAAGAGAAAAUAACGUCUAAAAAGCGAAAGACUAGAGAUCCGCUGUGGUAUGAAACCAUUUACUUCGAUGUGAACCUGCCGGAACUGAAGUAUGCACCCCAGGUGAUGUUGCGUGUCAUGGAUUACGACGACUUUGACACCAAUGAUUUCGUUGGUCUGGCUGCGCUCAACCUGUCGGAGGCACAUAUCCGGACGUCAGAAGAGCUGUCAAGCGGCCAUUCGGCGGCUCUGCCGGAUCCGAAGUGGCAUUCGAUCAUGUUUCAGGAGCCUGGUGAUUGCGAAGGUGAGAUCUUAGCAUCUUUAGAGCUUAUUCGUAAGCAGUUUCCAGAUGAGAAGGUUCCUCGAGCACUUCCGAUCUUGCCAAGAAACCGCAAAGCUUUUCUUGAGAUCACGGUUUUGGGUCUUCGCAACAUGGAGCCGUACCAUUUCUUGCCCAUUCAGCUACCAUUUAUCGAGUUUGUCCUUGGUGGCAAGGAACACGCGGCUCAGGAAAUGAUAACUGAGAAGUCAAAGCGACCGUCUGGAAGUAACCCAAACUUUCUGCAGCGCAUUGUGAAGGAGGUGGAGCUACCCGAAAAUGCGCAUUUUGCGCCCCGAUUGAACAUCAUUGUGAAGGACACGCGUCUUGGAGGGUUUCAGACGCCUAUUGUCGGCUCCGCUUCCAUAGAAAUGAGCUCAAAGAUUCCGUGGUCAAAGCACUACCGUCCGCCUCAAAACGACACGCUUGCUGAGAUCGAGCUGGAAUCUGCAGACGAAUGGGGAGACGACGCACCUUUACUUGGAAAGGCAGCUCGGGAUAACGACUUCACCCCGUUGGAAUCCGUUGAUACCGGAGCUGGUGUGUUUGGUGCGCUAAAGAGUAUGGGCGUUGAAUUUGAUCCGAAUGGAAACUUUGACGAGGUGUCAUCGCGUCGGUCGACCACGGUGGACGAAGACGACGAUAUGAAGUCAAAGAAAUACCUCAGACACCGUGAAUUGCUGGAAGGCGACCUCGAGUCGGAGUUGAGAACGACACCUUUCGAGAAAUAUGGCCUGCAUAUUGGCCAAAAGAAGAAAAGGUCGUCUCUGCUGUCAGCAAUCAACCCGUUUGCAAAAAAGUCGCGAGGAGUUGGAGAUGACACUGGCAUUUACAAGAUGGCUGGAUAUUUCAAAGGCCUGAUUCGUAUUAUCGAGCGCGAGGACGAAAAGCCGCUGUUUCCAAUCGAAACGCUGCUCCAGUCGCUACCGUACGAAGUCCGUGUCUACGUUCUGGAUGGAGUCGGCUUUGCGCCAAUGGAUAUCGGGCUAAAUGGCCGCCCAGGCAAAUCCGACCCUUACCUGCGCUUGACAGUCGGGGACCAAAAGGUCAGCGAUCGCAAGAACUAUAUUGAAGAUACAACUGAACCUGAUUUCUACAAGAUGUUUGUGAUCAACACAAAGCUCCCGGGUGCUAGCAUCCUGACGAUUGAGGCAAUGGACUAUGAUCUGAUCGGUGGUGACGAUUUGAUCGGCAAGACCACGAUUGAUCUCGAAGACCGCUUGUUUGACAAGAGAUGGCAGGCGAUGGGAAAGAUGUACGAAACACCCAAGCGCUUUCGCUUGAAGCCGCUCGAGACCCGGACGCUUAAUAUCCCGACGUCCCAAGCUCCGAUGGGCACGAUCAAGCUGUGGGUCGACAUUUUGAGUCCCGCCCAAGCUCAUGAUUACCCUCCUAUCGAUAUUUCACUGCCUCCACCAGUUGAUAUGGAGCUUCGUGUGGUCGUGUGGAAGGCGCGUAAUGUGCCUUCGUUUGACACUCUGGAAGACAUGAAUGAUCUGUUUUUCCGCUGCUGGAUGGAGGGAUCGGACUACCAGGAAACGGAUAUUCAUUGGCGUGCAAAAAAGGGUAAAGGGUCAUUCAACUGGCGCAUGAAAUUCCCAAUCACUCUUGGCCACAAGCAGACAAACACCAAGAUACCGUACUUCCACAUCCAGGGCUGGGACAAGGAUGUAAUGUCCGCUAACGAUGCGAUUGGUGAUCACACGCUUGACCUUGGCCCAUCGUUUCGUCAAGCUUACAAACUCAAGUCGAACGUCCAAGUCUACGAAGAUGAUGAAGAGACGAAAAAGAAGAAAAAGAAGGCCGCCUCGAACGAUGAUGCUGCUGUGAAAAAGAUUCGAGAGGCCACUGGUCUCUGGGACGACGACGACCCGCCUGAUUCAAAGUGGUUGAAACUGGAAAGCCUUGACCACAAGACCAACACACGUAGCUUCAUGGGCGAGGUAUGCGUCUCGCUCGAGUUGGUACCAAUGGAAAACGCAACGCAGACUCCUGUGGGUCAGGGCCGGUCGGCACCGAACAACUCGCCGUACUUGCCUCCUCCAGCUGGACGUCUUUCGUUUUCGCUCAACCCGUUCAAGGUGCUAAAUGACUUGCUGGGACCGUCGAUCUGCAACCGACUCAUGUGCUGCUUUUGCUGCAUCCUGUUCAUGGUGCUCGUGUACUUUUUGGCGCCGUUCAUCAAUGUGGCGAUCAUCGCGCUGCGACCAUGA